AUGUGUAGUGCGAAAUUGGCGAUAGUUACCGGCAGCAACAAAGGCAUUGGGUACGCCGUGGUGAAAGCCCUUUGCGACCAGUUCGACGGCGACGUGUACCUGACGGCCCGCGACGUGAGCAGGGGCGAGAAGGCAGUGCAAACUCUGAACGUGCUCGGCCUGAAGCCCAAGUUCCAUCAACUGGACGUGACGGACGACGGUAGCGUGGCCGAGUUCAAACGUUUCGUCGAGAAGAACUACGCGGGCAUCAACGUUCUGGUAAACAACGCGGCAAUUAGGUACAGGGAAGAUUCCGCGGUAUCGUUUGCCGAGCAGGCCGCAGAGACUUCCAGAGUCAAUUACUUCGCGCUGAGAAGAGUGUGCGACGCGCUGUUUCCGUUACUGCUGCCGGGCGCCCGCGUCGUGAACGUAUCCAGUUGUGCCGGUUUGUUGUCCAGAAUACCCGGUGACGGUUUAAGAGCAGAGUUCUCAUCGCCGGACUUGACGGUCGAACAGCUGGACGGUUUGGUCGAGCGGUUCGUGAACUCGGCUGCCGCGGUAAAUCACGAACAAUCCGGAUGGCCGUCGUCGGCGUACGUGGUAUCCAAAGUAGCUGUGAGCGCUCUGACCAUAAUCCAACAAAAGGAAUUCGACGUUGAUCCGCGCAGAAAAGACAUCGUAGUGAAUAGCGUUCAUCCGGGUUACGUGGACACGGACAUGACCAGUCAUAUGGUGGGGAUGGGGAUCCCGUUGAGCAUUGACCAAGGGGCCGAAGCUUUGGUUUACCUGGCUUUGUUACCGGAAGGCGAACAACGAGUCAAAGGCCAGUACGUGUGGAACGACAAGACCGUUAAAAACUGGCGCGAGUUUGUUUUUGAGUACAAUUGA
This is a messenger RNA of Cinara cedri, 867 nucleotides long. The record is from the annotation of a GenBank genome assembly. Lineage: Eukaryota; Metazoa; Arthropoda; Insecta; Hemiptera; Aphididae.